Messenger RNA from Rhinocladiella mackenziei CBS 650.93, 1563 nucleotides. RefSeq lists its product as uncharacterized. The record is from RefSeq and is a predicted model, not a curated record. Bases 1 to 1563 code for a protein of 520 amino acids. The transcript is spliced from 4 exons. Lineage: Eukaryota; Fungi; Ascomycota; Eurotiomycetes; Chaetothyriales; Herpotrichiellaceae. Gene Ontology annotation, molecular function: monooxygenase activity; heme binding; iron ion binding.
AUGGCUUCUCUCAUAGCCGCUGGGGCGGUUGCUUUCUUGCUCAUAUGCCUUCUCAUCCACACCCUGUCAAAUAAAUCAAAAAUCCCCAAAGAUGCCAAGUUACCUCCUGGUCCCAAAGGGAAACCCCUAGUUGGAAACCUACCAGACAUACCUUCUAAACACUCAUGGAUAAAGUUCAAAUCUUGGGCAGACCAAUAUGGUCCCAUCUUUCGACUCAGCAUCUUUGGUCGAAAUCUCGUUGUCGUUUCGACCGAGAAGAUUGCCAACGACUUGCUUCGCGAGCGAGGCAAUCUUUACUCGUCUCGUGAGCAAUUACCUAUGGCUGCCAAACUGAUGUCGAAGGAUCUGAGACCUUUAUUUCUUCCAUAUGGAGAAUUGUGGCGUCGAGGACGCAAAGUGAUGCAUACCAUGACCAUGCAAUCGGCAGCGACUUCAUACCAGCCUGUUCAGAUCUACGAGUCAGAACGGAUGUUAUUUGACCUGAUCAAAACGCCAGAACGAUACGAUCACCUCUUCGAGCGAUACGCUGGUGCAGUCAUCAUGCGUCUCGGUUAUGGCAAGACGAUUGAAACAGGCGACGAACCAUAUGUUCGCAGGAUCUUGAAAGUCGUUCACACAGUUGAACGCGUUGCUUCGCCGGGAGCAUAUCUUGUCGACACGUUUCCCAUCUUGAUGCAUUUGCCGACGUGGCUGGCUCCGUUUAAACAGGAAGCCGCAAAAUUGCAUGACUUUGAAAUCACAUUGUUUCGACAGCUGCUGUUCGAAGUGCGUGACAAAAUGACAGCCGAUAAGAACUGUCCGAGAUGCUUUGCAAAGACUUUUCUCGAGAGACAGGCUGAAUUCGGUCUCUCAGACGACGAAGGCGCGUAUGUAGUUGGAACACUCUUCGAAGCGGGAGCCGGAACCACUGCUGCGGCUAUGAUGUCUUUUGUCCUCGCCAUGUGUCACUAUCCUAACUGGCAGAAGAAAAUGCAGCAAGAGGUGGACUCGGUCGUUGGAGACGACCGAAUGCCAGAGUUUAAUGAUAUUCCGUCGUUGCCGAUGGUGAGAGCUGUGGCGAAAGAAGUCUUGAGAUGGCGCCCCGUCACCGCUGGAGGUGUCCCUCACGAAUUGAUCAGGGAUGAUGUGUAUAAUGGGUACUUUUUCCCAGCAGGUACCAAUAUCCAUGCAAAUCAGUGGGCCAUCCAUCGUGACCCCGACCUGUAUCCGGACCCUGAGACCUUUAAUCCCGAUCGCUGGCUCUCCCCCAAGUACCCAACCUACCGCGAACCCCUCGACAAAUUUCCCAACCUCCAGAACUACUCUUGUUUCGGAUUCGGCCGUCGAAUCUGCCCCGGCAUGAAUAUCGCUGAGAACUCUCUCCAUAUAUUGAUCGCAAGGAUGGCUUGGGCCGUUGACAUCUCCAAACGACCCGGCGUCGAGGUCCCCUGGUACGAUUAUACGGCGGGGUUUAAUGUGCAGCCGAAACCGUUCGUUUUUGAUCUAAAGGCAAGGAGCGAGAAGAGAGGUCGCCUUGUGGAGAAGACGUGGGAGAUGGGCAAGGAGAGAGAUCCUCUCGAAUAA